ACGGGGCUACAGUUUCUACAAUGGCAGCAUUUGAAGGAAUGACAAAAGAAAGGCCUGGCUCUUUAACAAAACCAUUUUCAAGGUUAAAGGCGGUGCUCAAAGGUGCUUUCUAUAUAAAAAUGAAGCCUGGAGAGGUGGACUCAGUUAUUUUCUUGGAAGGUCGUGGCAGUAGCACUAAUGAUGGCAAGCCCUCAUGAGGAGCAGUGGAUGCGCAAGGCCAGGAGAGGAGAGGGGGCUGUGGAAUGCAUCAGCAAGCACCCCCUGCAGAACAGGUGGGCCCUUUGGUUCUUCAAAAAUGACAAGAGUAAGACCUGGCAGGAUAACUUGCGUCUUAUCACCAAAUUUGACACCGUGGAAGACUUCUGGGCGCUGUAUAGCAACAUCCAACUGGCCAGCAAGUUGACAUCAGGCUGCGACUAUUCCCUUUUCAAAGAUGGCAUUGAGCCGAUGUGGGAAGAUAACCGGAAUAAGCGUGGUGGGCGUUGGCUUAUCACAUUGUCCAAGCAGCAGCGGCAUGCGGAGCUUGACCAUUUCUGGCUGGAGACUCUGCUGUGCCUGAUUGGAGAGAUGUUUGAUGACUACAGCGAAGAUGUCUGUGGGGCCGUCAUCAACAUCCGUGCUAAGGGGGACAAGAUCGCAAUCUGGACCCAGGAGGCAGAGAACCGAGAUGGCGUAAUACAUAUCGGGCGUGUUUACAAGGAACGCCUGGGCCUGUCUUCCAAAGUGGUGAUUGGUUAUCAGGCUCAUGCAGACACUGCCACCAAGAGUGGCUCCCUCAUGAAGAACAAGUUUGUGGUGUGAAGCCACUACGAUAGACCCUUGAAGUUGGCAGGAUCUUUGGGGAAGCAGGAUGGAUGGGUAUAGAUUGCAUAAUGCUCCCAUGGCUUUUGUUGGCUCUCAACAUUAUUAAAGAAUUGAGGCUAAA
Molecule: messenger RNA, 925 nt
Organism: Lacerta agilis (Sand lizard)
Lineage: Eukaryota; Metazoa; Chordata; Lepidosauria; Squamata; Lacertidae
Gene: EIF4E1B
Product: eukaryotic translation initiation factor 4E family member 1B
Exons: 7
Coding region: 178-801 (207 amino acids)
Biological process (GO): translational initiation
Cellular component (GO): eukaryotic translation initiation factor 4F complex; cytoplasm
Molecular function (GO): translation initiation factor activity; RNA 7-methylguanosine cap binding
Source: RefSeq, a predicted model, not a curated record